AUGUCUUUCAGGGGACGUCUCGCGCUCGUCACGGGUGGUGCAAGUGGCAUCGGUGCGGCCGUUUGUCGCUCUCUGGCUGCCGAAGGUGUGACUGUGGUGGUGGCAGACAGGCAGCUCGAGGCGGCACGCCAAGUGACCCAGUCCUUGCCAGGCGACGACAAGCACGAAGCCUUCUACGUGGACGUCAGCGACACAUCAUCGGUGGAACAGCUGUUCAACUGCAUCAAGACUUCGUAUUCUCAGCCGCUUAGCAUUGUCGUCAGCUGCGCCGGCAUUCUCCCGAUGGCGCGUCUCGUCGAGACCACCGACGAACUGUUCGACAACGUCAUCAGCGUCAACUUGAGGGGCACGUUCCUAAUCAACCGAGCGGCUGCUCGAGAGAUGCUACGCCAGGAGAAGGCAAUGCCCCAAGGAGGCGCCGCCAUUGUGAACGUGGCCAGCAUCUCAGCAAAAGGAGGCGGAUUCUGUUGCAGUGCGUACGCCGCGUCCAAAGCCGGAGUCGUGGCUCUGACGAAGUCUCUGGCUCAAGAACUGGCGAGCCAUGGAAUCCGCUGCAACGCAGUGCUUCCCGGUUUGACGGACACCCCCAUGACGGCACGACUAAUCGAAAGGCACCGAGACAUCGCCCUGUCUCUUACGCCCGUCAAGAGGGCAGCACAGCCGGAGGAGAUUGCCGAGACCAUCAAAUUUCUGUGCUCACCCACCGCCAGUUCAUACGUGACGGGCGCCGCAGUAGAAAUCAGCGGAGGAUACAACAUGUGAACCUAUAGUAACUUCAUAUUAAUGGAAUGUCCUCCUGCGCUGUCAGAUAAUAAAAUAGAACUAAGAACAAUAUAGAAAAGUUGUCUAAUCCGUAGCUUUUGAAAGCAAGUGAAAAACUCUAAAAUAUUUCAAGCUACU
This is a messenger RNA of Rhipicephalus sanguineus (brown dog tick), 900 nucleotides long. RefSeq names its product (3R)-3-hydroxyacyl-CoA dehydrogenase. The transcript is spliced from 3 exons. The record is from RefSeq and is a predicted model, not a curated record. Bases 1 to 762 code for a protein of 253 amino acids. Gene Ontology annotation, molecular function: oxidoreductase activity. NCBI's taxonomy places the organism in Eukaryota, Metazoa, Arthropoda, Arachnida, Ixodida, Ixodidae.